Molecule: messenger RNA, 2826 nt
Organism: Colletotrichum fioriniae
Lineage: Eukaryota; Fungi; Ascomycota; Sordariomycetes; Glomerellales; Glomerellaceae
Source: RefSeq, a predicted model, not a curated record
AUGAACGGGUACUCCCCGGGGAGGCCCUCGCCGCCCCGGGCUGCUGGCCCUGGCGGAAGGUCAAUAGGUGGGGAUGGCCUCAGGAGAGACAUUAUGAACAACUUUGGAGGGGCGCCUUUGCGCGUUAAUCCGACAAAUGCCAAACUUCCGCCGAGCUCUGCCCUGGUUGAUCUCAAGGACCCGAUUCAAGUCCACUUAUUGACGGAGACGGCGUUGACGGACAGCAAGCAAUACCGAAUAUUAUCGCAGGAGGAAGUGGACGGGCUCAAGAAACAGAUUCAAUCCUUGAGCUUACGGGUGGAACAAACACGCACGAACCUCGCUAUCCAGACCAAGUAUCGAGAUGCCGCUGUUUCGAUGGCCAAGCUGUACUCGCAGCCCGAGGCGGGCAAGAGGAGGAGUCUGAUGGGCAAUAAUCGCAACAGCAUGGGAGAGUCUUUGCGUGAGGCCGAGGCGGAACGACAGGCCAGCGAGAAACGAGUCGACGACCUGUCGAACGAACUGCGGAGCCUCGAACAGCGCCUUGUUGAAUCGCAGAGGGGUCUCCUGGAGCACACCGCUGGUAUCCUCCAGCUGACGCACAAGGCAUCGAAAAAGCCCAUGAAUCAAAUCCCCGCCCAGUUGAUGAACGGAAUACCUGGAAGCCCAGAGAGCUUGUACACCUACUCCAACGGACGCAACAGUCUAGAGGUCGGGGACGACUCCUUCGACGACGAUGGACUCUUCCAGGACCUAAGCAACAUUAGUCCGCCUCGCGGAAAACCCAGAGUUGCUCCGCUCGAUAUUCCCUCAAAGGCGCCCAGUCGUGAGCAGGAUACCCAGUUACGGGAGGAGGCGGAUAAGCUGAGGGAAGAGAACGCAAAACUACGCGCGCAAGCCGACGCGUUGAACAGCCUUCGGGAAGAGAACACCCAGCUUCAGGCACAAACCGAUGCCUUGAGCGGCGAGAUUGAUUCUCUGAAAAAGGAGAACGCACAACGCUUACAGUCUGUUUCUGACGCGGAACGAAAGCUAACGACAUACAACCAAACUCUACGAGACGUAAUUAUAAACUUUAAUCCAGCCAAGAACGGAGGCUUCCGGGAACCUCCCUCGCUAGCAGUGGAAGGGCCAGCCGAUCCUGGCGCUACACUGGGGAGCCAAUUUGAGUACCUGGAGGCAGGUCUGUCGACUGUACGCCAGGAACAAGAGCUUCAGUCGACUGGUAGUCUGCAGGACGCGGAGGCUGCCGCAGCUCAGGCAUCCAUCGCCCUCACGCAAGCAGAAGGCCGUCUCGAGGACGUGAACCAGAAAAUGCGCGAUCUUCUUGUGGAAGUUGACCCAAGCUACCCCGAAGUUCCGGACUCUGGCAUCGACGCGCAGUUCGAGUGGCUUCAGAGCGCUCUAACUGUUGUGGAAGAGGAGAUGAAGAAGAAUGCCAGCAAGUCGGCUGUCAAGAAGCAAGACGACGAGCAGGCCGAGGUCGUACUGAUGGGCCUGUGGGAGAUCAUUCAGACAGGUUUCGCAAGCAUUCAGCAGCAGAAGGCAGAUCGCCGCCGUACACGUAUGGAGCAGGGCAGAUCUGACAACGACGAUGACAUGUCUGGAGAUGAAGCUGUCGAUACAUCAGAGCCUUACUCGUUGUCAGCCUUCUCUACAAAGGUCCAGUGGCUCUACAGCCAAGCCACGAGUCUCAAGGAGCAGAAGUCUGUUCUCAAGCGCCAAAUCAAGCAGCAGCGGGAGUUGAACAACAAGUCCGACUCGCAAAAAGAUGAGGAGCUGAAGACCAAGCAAGACCAACUCGAUCAGCUUCGAUCAGCCCAGAUGCGAGCCGAGGAAGAGAAGGCACUUGAGCUUACGCUCAAACAGGAUCAGUUGGACCAGCUCAGGUCACUGCUCGAACGGUCCGAGGAGGAGGUUGCUGAGGCUCAGGAGAAGCUCGCCAAAGCGCAAAAGGAGGCAGAGGCCGCCACCACUACGCGCAUGGCCAACGAGUCCAGCAGUGCCAAGUCUCAAGACGAGAUCAGGGAGCGUGAUGCGAAGAUCGCGUCUUUGGAGGCAAGCAGCAAGGAGGCCCAGACAACACUUGCCAGUCUCAACACAAACGUUCAGGACAUGAAUAGCCAGCUAAGCAAGGCCAACGAAGAAGUGGCGCUCUUGACGACGAGGCUGGCCGGAGCAGAGAAAGCGGCAGUCGAAAAGCAACAGGAGGUUGCGGCCAAGGACAAGGAGGUCAAGGAGAAGGAGGAAGAGAUUGAACGUUUCAACAUGAUGAUCGUCGAGCUUAAGACGGAGCUGACCAUUGCACAAGCCGAGCUCGAUGGUGCUUAUGGCUCUCGUAAGGAGAGGGCCAACCAGGCUGCGGCUGUUAAGAGCACCGUCGAGGUCACCCAGCUCAAAGCAGAGGUUGACAGGCUUAAGGAGGAGCUCGCUUCUACACUCAAGGAGCUGGAGAACAUCACGGCCGAGACGAUUAACGCCGAAAGGGAGAAGUUUGAGGUCGAGACCAAGCUCGAUGACGCGCUUGCAGUCAAGUCGAGCCUUGAGGGCGAGAUUGGCUCAUUGAAGGACCAGCUUGACGCCGAAGUUAACAACUCAAGGUCCAAGUUGUCCAAGCUGCAGGAGGAGCUUGACGAUGCGCGCCUCAAGGUGACCCCAGGCACCGGCGCUCGCGGUGCUGGCGCAUCGAUGCUCAGCGAACAGUUCCGCACUACGAUGAGAGAGGAGAGGAAGAAGUUCCAAGAAGACAUGAGGGAGGAGCAAGCCAAGAGAAGAAGACUCGAAGAAGAGUUGCAAAAGAUACGGAAGUCGCAAGGUCCUGGACGGAGCCCCUUGAGCCCGCGAUGA